Messenger RNA from Danio aesculapii, 1994 nucleotides. It is a transcript of the gene srpra, whose product is annotated as SRP receptor subunit alpha. Gene Ontology annotation, cellular component: signal recognition particle receptor complex; endoplasmic reticulum membrane. Gene Ontology annotation, molecular function: GTPase activity; signal recognition particle binding; ATP hydrolysis activity. The record is from RefSeq and is a predicted model, not a curated record. NCBI's taxonomy places the organism in Eukaryota, Metazoa, Chordata, Actinopteri, Cypriniformes, Danionidae. Gene Ontology annotation, biological process: SRP-dependent cotranslational protein targeting to membrane.
CAGGAGAGGAGUGGGAAAUAACUUCUUCACCCCACAACACUCUCAGUCUAAAUAUAAGUUGGACAAUGAGUUUGAGCUUGUGUUUGUGGUGGGUUUUCAAGCGAAUCUGAUGCUGAAGUACGUGGACAAGUUCAUAGAUGAUGUCCAACUCCACUUCAGGGAUCGAUACAAGAAUGAGCUGGAGCAGAGAGGAGCUCUAAAGUUUCUGCUCAAUAAUUAUGAGUUUGGAGAUGACUUCCACAGACUUCUGCGGGAGGCGGAGGAAAAGCAGCAAAGCCAAGGGCCCCGCCAGUAUGAGGACUUUUGAACAGUCCCAGAAAUCCAAGAAAACUGUGAAGUCUAUGAUCGAGACCAAGGACGGAGACAAAAGCAAGGAGCAAGGAGGCAAGAAAAAUAAAAACGCCAAAAAAGAAGCUGAAUCAGGAGGCGAUAAAGCUAAAGCUGUCUCACAGGCUCCCGCAAAAAAAGCAGUGGAGAACGGGAGCGAGAGUCUGACCCAAGAUGUUGAGAGGAACCGUGCCAAGUUCAUCAGCAAACAGCUGGGUGGAGGAAAACCAGAGAAGCCCAGCAAGUCCCCUAAACCCCAAGGGAAGCCAAAGGGGAAGGUGAACCGUGUGUGGGAUAUGGGCGGGAAGAGUUCUGGAGAUCUGGACUACAGUGGAACCAACGGCAACAACUCCAAUGACGCGAAGACAGAAGACAAUGAUGCAACAGCUGAACCGGCCAUCCAGGUGGAGUCGAUGAAAGGUGACCUGCGAGGUGUGGAUUACGAGUCCUCGGAUGAUGAGGAUGAAGAAGUGGAGGAGGAGGAGAAGAAGGUGGUGGUCACAAACGCUAAGAAGACAGGAGCUAAAAGGAGUGGUUUUGGGGGGAUGUUUGGGAUGCUGAAAGGCCUGGUGGGAUCGAAGAAUCUGACUCAAGAGGACAUGGAGCCAGUUCUGGACAAGAUGAAGGACCACCUCAUCGCAAAGAAUGUAGCAGCCGAAAUCGCUUCUCAGCUCUGUGACUCUGUGGCCAAGAAACUGGAGGGGAAAGUCAUGGGCACGUUCACCACGGUGGCCUCUACGGUAAAGCAGGCUCUGCAGGACUCGCUGGUGCAGAUCUUGCAGCCCAAGCGGCGCGUGGACAUCUUGAGAGAUGUGCUGGAGGCUCGUUCUCAGCGCAAACCCUUUGUCAUCACCUUCUGUGGGGUGAACGGUGUCGGAAAGUCCACCAAUCUUGCUAAGAUCUCUUAUUGGCUGAUUGAGAACGGCUUCACGGUUCUGAUCGCGGCCUGUGACACAUUCCGAGCCGGAGCAGUGGAGCAGCUGAGGACUCACCAGCGCCGGUUGAACUCUCUACAUCCACCUGAGAAACACGGAGGCCAGCCGGCCGUCCAGCUCUUUGAGAAGGGCUACGGCAAAGACGCUGCAGGGAUCGCCAUGGAGGCCAUUGCCUUUGCCCGUAACCAGGGCUUUGACGUGGUGUUGAUCGACACUGCUGGCCGUAUGCAGGAUAACGCUCCGCUAAUGACGGCUUUGGCCAAGCUGAUCGCCGUCAACACCCCAGAUCUGGUGCUGUUUGUGGGAGAAGCUCUGGUGGGCAAUGAGGCUGUGGAUCAGCUGGUUAAAUUUAAUCGAGCGCUGGCUGAUCAUUCCAAGUCAGACAAGCCUAGACUUAUUGAUGGCAUCGUCCUCACCAAGUUUGACACCAUUGAUGACAAGGUGGGAGCUGCUAUCUCCAUGACGUACAUCACAGGUCAGCCCAUCGUGUUUGUGGGCACCGGGCAGACGUACAGUGACCUGCGCAGCCUGAACGCCCGGGCCGUGGUGAGCGCACUGAUGAAGGCCUGAGAUCAUCCGCUUCUGCUGGCUCUCCACAGUGACCCUCUCAGCCAAUGUGUUGAAGUAAUAGGUGUUUGAUUGCUUUCCUACAGGUUUAACUGAAAUUCAGUUCAUAUUUAGGACUUUCGUGUUUUUGUUCCAGGAAAAAAAGUGUUUAAUUCAGUUUAAUGA